Molecule: messenger RNA, 12429 nt
Organism: Phaethon lepturus (White-tailed tropicbird)
Lineage: Eukaryota; Metazoa; Chordata; Aves; Phaethontiformes; Phaethontidae
Gene: CMYA5
Product: cardiomyopathy associated 5
Exons: 10
Molecular function (GO): protein binding
Source: RefSeq, a predicted model, not a curated record
UCUGAAAGAUCUUAUCCAAAGUGAAGAUGUGAAACCCAAGCUGCAGUACAUCAUGACUAACCCUUCCUUUUCUAUGGUAACAGUUCAAAGUGAAGACAGUGGGAUAACCUGGGAAACCAGCUCAAGCAGAUGUUCUACUCCCUGGGCCUCAGAAACUAGUACAACUUCUGAUCUUUACAGGAUGGAAAGUUCACCGGUAGGUUCUCCUCCAGGAAAAGUUAUCUUUAUUAUGGAUGAAGGUAAGAUUGUUCGGAAAAGGAAGCGCAGAUCUUCAAAUAGGGUGCAAAUGGCUACAAGCCUGAAGGGGGGCCAAGGCAGUAAAAAACGUGAUUCUUCUGGAAUGCAGAGGCAAGAACGAAGAACUGUUCUAGGAGAUGUGCAGGCCUCCAUGUUGAACAUUGAACAGGUGGAAACACAAGACACAGAUGAGGAAAUGUUGGAUGAUGAAGAUCUAGAGAACAUCUCAGAAGAGCCAGUAAAACGUGUUCCUAUAAGAUCCAUAUUUAGAGAGAGCAGACUGAGAAAAGUAGGGCCAAUCCUUGGAGGACCAGUACAGGCUAGAAUCCAGAUGUUCAACUCAAUUUUUGGAGGGACUGAGCUAGCCCCUGAAACAUUGGAGAAAAAUAGAAUCCAGAGAAGUAGCUCAGUUUCAGGAGAUUCUGAACAGUUCCUUGAAACAUCAGUAAAAGAAAGAUUGCAAAAGUUCAGUUCACUUUCAGAAGCAACACAUCCAAAACCUUUCCAAAGAGUAAGUGGUAGAAAUCUUGAAACACCAUCUGAGAGAAGGGAGAAAAGACAGCAACCCACAGCACAUUCAAAUCAAAGCUAUUCUCCACCAACAACGCCUCUUGAAAAACAGCUUAUUAAUAAAGAUGAUGUUUCAUCUGAAAAUAUUAAGCCCCUUAAAAUGAAAGGUAAACCAAGCAGAUUUUCAAGCUUUGGUGCAAAAACAACUCUUCAACAUGAAGAAAGAAAAAACAGACAAUCUCUUUUGGAGACUCCAAAUCAGGUAUCAGGACAGUCACUGAAGUCCUGUCCCCCUGAAAAAGCCAGGAAACAGCACACUUAUUCACCUGCAGCCAAAACGUCAAUAACAGAGCAAUCAACCUCCAUUUUAUCAGAGUCUGAUGAUGAAUUAGAGAAACAAAUGCCACUUCCCUCAGCUGAAACUGCAAACAAGAAAUCAGACCAAUCCCUGCUGACAGCUUCAAAUGUUUUGCAUGAACCAAAGGAGCAGGAAAUUCACCCCAAUUCUGCAGGACAGCCUGUUUCAGCAAAUAUUGUUAAUGACUUAGCUAGACAAAGUACCCAACCUAUUUUGCCUACAGAACCCGUGUCAGAACAUCCUGAGAGGCAAGGACAGAAGUCAGCAGUUCAGUCUUGCUUACCUAGUGCUCCAUCAGCUAGCUCAACAUAUUCCACUCCAUAUGAAACAAGACAGGAGGAUAUUAUUCUGCAGUCAUCAGAAACGGCACAAUCUGAGUCUGAACAUGUGCUUUUACCACAUUCUGUAGAUGAAACAGAAAAGCAAGAAACUGAGUGUCACUCAUCAACAACUGCACUGUCAGAAAUUGAGCCUUCAGGUCUAUCGUAUUCUGCUAAAAAAAAAGAGGGUCAAAAGACCUCACUACCAGAAACCCAAAAUGUUCACUUAGAGAAGCAAACAGAGCCUGAACGAGACUUUUCCUCCUCCCUUCAGGAAACAGAGGAGCAAGGAAUUAAACUAAAUUCACCUAUUUCUGAAAAGAUAGAUUCUAAAUAUUUCAGCAUUUCAUAUCCUGUUCGCACAAAACCACAAGAAACUCAGAAAACUUCAGCUGUAAAAAAAGCAAUAGACUUGCAUCACCCUGAUUUUUCCAUUGAAAAAAACAAACAAGCAGAGAGUGUGCCAAUGGAGAUGGAGCAUUCAGAUUUCUCAUAUUCCAGCAAAGAAAUUGGGGAAUCAGAGAGAACACAGAUGGCAACAGAUCAUCCAGACUUCUUUUUUCCCAAGGAAGAAACAGAGGAAUUGGAGGGUGCACAGCUGGAGAUGGAGCAUCCAGACUUUUCUUUUUCCAGGGAAGAAGUGGAGGAACCAGAAAGUGCACAACUAGAGACAGAACAUCCAGAUUUCUCAUACACCGGGAAAGAAAUAGAGGAAUUGGAGGAGGAAUCCGAAAGUGCCCAACUGGAGACAGAGCAGCAGGAUUUCUUGUAUUCAGUGGAAGAAACAGAGCAAUCAGAGAGUUCACAACUGGAGAAAGAGCAUCCAGAUUUUUUUUCCAAGGAAGAAACAGAAGAAUCAGAGAGUGCACCACUGGAGAUGGAGCAUCCAGACUUUUCAUUUUCCAGGGAAGAAGUGGAGGAAUCGGAAGGUGCACAGUCAGGGAGAGAGCACCCAGAUUACUUAUAUUUCAGCAAAGAAAUUGGAGAAUCAGAAAGCGUACAGCUGAAGACAGAGCACCCAGGUUACUCAUAUUCCAGAGAAGAAGUGGUAGAAUCAGAGAGUGCACAGCUGGAGAUAGUGCAUCCAGACUUUUCUUUUUCCAGGGAAGAAAUGGAGGAAUCAGAAUGUGCACAGCUGGAGACAGAACACCCAGAUUACUCAUAUUCCAGAGAAGAAGUAGUAGAAUCAGAGCGUGCACAGCUGGAGAUGGUGCGUCCAGACUUUUCUUUUUCUAGGAAAGAAGUGGAGGAAUCAGAAAAUGCUCAACUGGAAAUGGAACAUCAGGAGGUUUUAUUUUCCAGUGAAGAAACAGAAAAACCAAAAUCUGUUCCUUUUGAAGAGGAGCAGCCAGAGUCUUAUUAUCCUGAAGAAGCAGAGCAAGAAAAAAAAGCACAGCUUGCACUGGUACCUUCAGAUUUGCCAUAUUUGAUGGAAGAAUCAGAGAAAGAAAACACCACAGAAUUUGAGUUGGUGCAUCCAGAUAUACCUGAUUCUGCCAGAAGAGCUGAGACACAGAAAGCUGGGUACCUGGAAACAGCAUGUUCAGAUUUACCAUAUCCCACAAAUAAAACAAAGCAGCAAGAACUGGCACAACCAGAUCUGGACAGUUCUCUUAUGUCAUAUUUUGGUGACAAAGGAGAACAGCCGCAGGCUCUACAGCAGCAUUCACAACCUGAAGGUAAACUAUACUUCCGUGCCAAGGGAGUGCAAGGAGAAACUACUCAACCGCAGUCAGAGCAUCCAGUUUUGUCAUAUUCUACUGGAAAAGAACAGCAACAUAAAACCUCACAGCUGAGAGCAGAACAGCUAGAGACAUCAUAUUCCACUGCUAAAAAAGAAAAACAGGAAAAAUUGCAACCAAAGUUGGAACAAGCAGAUUCACCAUAUUCACAGGGAGAAACAGCACAAGAAGCUGAACAAAGAACCUUAGGAAAUCCAGAGCCAUCAUGUUUCAUUAGUGAAGCAGAGCAACAGCAAAAUGUACAACUAGCUUCAGAAGAUAGGGAUUUCUCAUUUACCACUGGAGAAGUAAUGCAAGGAGCGGAGUCAGGAUCCUUGGACUCAUCACACUCAACUGACAGAGCAAAGCCCUGGCAAAUGGCACAGAUGGAGCAGGAGCAGUUGGUUCCCUCUUGUUCCACUGCUGGUAGUCAUCAACAGGAAACUCCACCACUGGAUGUGGCCCAGCCAGGUAUAUCAUAUUCCUUUGGCAGAAUGGAACGACAAGAUAUAGUACGAAGAGAGUUGGAACAGCAGGAAACAGCCCAGCAAAAAGCUAUGCAAAUGGAAAUGGAGUGUUCAGAUUUGUCAGAAACCUGGGGGAAAGAAGAGCCACAGGUCAUAGACCAAAUUAAUUUGGCACAGCAAGAAGUAGCUCACCCAGAGUUAGUGCAUCCAUCUUUGCCAUAUUCUUCCAGUGAACAAAUGCAAGAAGAAACACAAACAGAGCCAGCAUAUCCAGAACAGGUAUUCUAUGUAAGUACAGAAAUGCAGGAGGAAAUGACACAACACAAAUCAGAGCAACCAUUUAUUUCAUGUUUUACUGGCAAAACAGAGCAACAAGAAAUAGUACAUUCAGAACUGGAGCAAACAUUUUUGCCAUCUUCUAGUGGAAAAGAAACUCCACUGGUAAUGGAAACGAGUUCAGAAUAUCCAGAUUUGUCAUACUCCUUUCACAAAGCUGAACAACAAAAACAGUUGAAACAUCCAACCUUACCAUUUCGUUUGAAGCAACAAGAAACUGCACCACUGGUGAUGGAACAUUCAGAUUUUUCAUGUGACAACAGUGAAGCAAAAGCAGGCGACAUCGUAGAGCAGGAGUCAGCACAUCCAGAGCUUUCAUACUCCAUGGGAGAAACACAACACCACAAAGAACAUUUAGAUUCACCAGGAACCCUGGGUGAAGCAGCACAAGAUGAAAGUAUGGAAUUGGAAUCUAAAUGCCUAAAUUUGUCAUGUUCUCAUGGCCAAAGAAACCAGCAAGAAACUUCACAAUUGGAUUCAAAAUGUCCAGAGGUAUCAUUUUCCUUUGGUAAAGUCAAAGAACAAACAGCUCAAAAGUUUGAGUCUAAACAUCAAGAAUUGCCUAAAGUGGCUAGAAAAAGAGCUUCUCCAGCAACUGCACAAAUAGAGUCAAAGCAUCCAGAUUUGGCAUAUUCUCCUGGCAAAGGCGAUGACCCAGAAAUUGCACCACUGGAGAUGAAGCAUCCUGAUUUGUCACAUUCCACUGAUGAGACAAACCAACAAGAAGUAGUACUGUUGAAUCAGAAACAGAGAAAAAUUUCUGUUGUCAGAGAAAAGAAGCAGCAAACCACAAAACAGCAGUUAGAGCAAGAAAAGCUAUCACAUUCUCCUAGUGAAACAGAGCAAUUAAAACAUGCCCAAGAGGACCUGGAACAACCAGAUUUAUCAUUUUCCAUUGACAGGUUGGAUGAUGAAAUGGCCCCACCAGAGGCAGAGCACACUGAUGUGGUAUAUCCUCUGGACAAUGCAGAGAUGCACCAAAAAGUACGACAAGAAACAGAGCUAACUUACUCCUUUGGAAAAGCAAAACAGAAAAUAGUUCAGCCAGCAGUGGAAAUUCCACAUUUGGCCCAUUCUGUAGGUACAGCAGAAGAAAAAGAAGAAAUAUCAGAAACAGGGCAGGGACAUCCUGACUUGCCGCCUUCUGUUUUCAAAGCAGGAGGACUGCAAACUGCACAGCUAAAACCCGAAUGCCCUAGUCUAGCAUGUUCCGUCAACAAAGUGCAGGAAAUGACCCAGCUAGGGUUGGAACAGUCAGACACGUUGCAUGUUCAUGGAAAAACAGAGCAACUCCCACCUGCCAAGCUGGAGCUGUGCUGCGUAGACUUGGCAUCCCUUGCCAACAAAGUGGGGCAGCAAGGCAUGGAGCACAUAGCCUUGGGACAACCUGAUGAGGGACAGUCUGUCAGCAGAGCAGAGGAUCCACAGGCUGCAAAAGAGAAACUAGGAGCUUCAGAUGCAUCAUCUCAUAAUGGAAAAGUGGAGCAAAGAGAAAUGACAAAACCAGAACCAAAGCAUCCUGAUUUAUCAUAUUCCAUUGAUAAAACACAAACGCAAGAGACUACACAACUGGUGUUAGGAAAACCAGAUCUAUCAUCUUGGCCUGGCAAAACACAGCGAGCACAAACUGCUGAAGCAGAGCAGCCAGGCUUCUUGUAUUCUUUCAAAAAAGCUGCACAAGGAGAGAAAGCACAGCCAGAAUUGGGACAUUCACAGUUAGCUUACUCAGUUAGUGAAGCAGAACAAGAAACUGUACAUGUGAAAUUACACCAUUCAGAUUUAUCUACUGGCAGAUUAGAACACCAUGAAAUCAUACAACCAGAAGCAGAAAUAAUGAAUUUAUCAUGCUCAGUUGGUGAAACACAGCAACCUCAAAUUGCUGAAGUGAAUUUGGAGUGUCCGGAUUUAUUGCAUUCCACUGGCACAGUACAGGCACAAGUAAAGAUUCAGCCAGAACAGGAACAGACGUGUGAUUUUUCAUUGUCUCUUAGCAAAGAAGAGCAACGGGAAGAACACCCUGAGCUGCAGUGGUCUAUGGAGAAAAAAGGAGAACCGCAAAAUUCCAAAGCAAAAUCAGAAUAUGCGGAUUUGUCAUUCUCUGUUGACACAUCAGAACCUCAUAAAACAACACAGCCAGAGCUGAAAGAACACAGUUUGUUGCAUUCUUUUGUCAAAACAAAGCCUUGGGCUGCCCCACUGGAGUCUGAACUUCCAGAUACCUCAGAUGCCAUGGGCAAAGUACUGCACCCUGAUUUGUCCUCUUCUGUUAGUGAAGAAAAACAAAGUGCACACCUGGAGGUCAAACAGGAGAGGGGAUGCUAUACAUUACACCCAGAGGAAACAGUACAACUGAAAUUGGAACAGCCCGUGCUUUCACGUUCUUGUGGCAUAGCAGAGCAACCAAAUAGGCCGCCACUGGAAGGGGAAUUCCUGGAAUUCUUGUAUUCCUCUGGCAAAAAAGAGCGACAAGAAACAGCAAAACAAGAGUUGGAGCAUUCAGAUUUAUCAUAUUCCACUGAUAAAACACAGCAACAAAAAACCACACAACUUCGGUCAGGACAACCAGGUUUAUCAUCUUGCCCUGGGAAGACAGAGCAACCACAAACUCUGCAAGUAGAAGCAGAACACCAGGACUUGCUGCAUUUCAUUGGCAAAACAGAACGGCGAGGAACAGCACAACCAGAGGUUGAGCAUCCAGAUUUGUCAUAUUCUAGUGGCAAAGUAGAGCAGCCACCAGCUACACAACAGAAAUCAGAGCAGCCUGUAACACCCCAUCCCUUUGGAAAAACAGAGCAACAAGGAAUGCAACAUCCAGAGCAGGAACUUUUAUCAUUUUCCAUUUGCAAAACAGCAUCACAAGAAGCAAUGCAAAUGGACCUAGGGCAACAAGGUUUAAUAUGUGCCCUUGAUAAAACAGAUGAAGUGCAAACAGUGCAAGGUGAACUGCAACAUACAGGUUUGUUGUAUUCUUCUGGCAAAAGGGAGCAAGAAAUCGUAUUGCCAGAGUUGCAACAUCCGCAGUUAUCACAUCCUGUUAGAGAAAUAGAAGAUGAAACUACACAUCAGAAAUCAAACUAUCCAGGUUUGUCAUAUUCUACUUGUCGACAAGAGCACCAUGAAAUUGAACAACCAGAGGUGGAAGAAAUGGAUUUAUUCUAUCGAGCUGGCAAAUCAGAGCACUCACAGCCUGCUCAAGAAGUACUGCAACAGCCAGAGCUCGGCAAACUAGAGGAAAAGGGAAUGUCCCAGCCUGGCUUUUUGCACUCCCUUGGUGAAGAAAAGCAGAAACCAGCUUCACAGAUUGACUUAAUGCAACCAGGUUUAUCACAUUUGCUUGGCAAGACAAAAGACCAGGAAAGUGCACAAGCAGGGUUCAUGCCUUCUGAUUUUUCAUAUUCCACAGAAAAAGCAGAGCAUUUGCAAACAGAACUAAAAUCAAACCAGCCAGAUUUGUCAUCUUCUCUUGGCAAAGCAGAGACUCAUGGAAUGAAACCACCAGAUUUAUUGUACUCUUAUGGCAAAGUAGAGCAACCACAGACUGCCCAGCUGGAGCAUCCAGAGACAUCAUAUUUCAUGGGUGAAACAGAGCGGCGGGAUGGAUCCCAACCUGAACUGCAGUGCAUUAAUCUGCAGUUCUCUGUUGUUGAAACAGAGCAACCAGAAACAACUUCUAUAUCAUAUAGUUUUGGCAGGACCAAGGAGCAGGGAACUGCACGACUGGACUUUGAACAAUCAGAUUUAUUAAGUCCUACUGAAAAAGCAGAAAAGCAUGAAAUGGCCCCACUGAGAGCAGGACAUGUGGAGAAGCGAGGCACUGGGGCUACUUCAUUUCUAACUGCUCAGUUGGACACUGAACAGCAAGAUUUAUCCUUUUCCACUGAGGAAACAGAGAGCCAAAAAAUUCAACCAUAUUCAUCUCAUACUGAACAAACAGUGUCUAUACCUUUGGGUGUUUCACAUCCUGUCUCUGAAACAAAGCCAGAAGGAAGUCCAAAGUCUUCACUUGUAACUGGAGGCCUGUCCCCCAAGCACUUAGAUUUAUCUUACACCCACUGUAAAACAGAGCAGUCAGAAACAACGCAGCCUGAGUCAGGUUUCUUCUUUGGAAGAAAAGAUGCAGAGAAUACAAAAAUUCAUCUACAUUUGCCUGUGGCUGCACAGUCAGAGGAUGAACAUGUACCUUUACCUGAAACAGAGAGAGAACAGACUCCACAUUACUUCCAUGCAACUACACAAUUAGAAUCUGAUCAAUUAAAUUUAUCUUAUUCUACAGAUAAAGCAGAAACUCUAGAAAGUCAAGAUUAUUUAACUGUACCUUCAAAACUGGAGUCUGAACCUUCAGUUUUACUUUAUUCAGCUGAUGAAACAUGUCAGCAAGAAAUCCCACCUUAUUCAGAACCAGCCUCUGAGUAUUUGGUUCCCACACGGUCCCUUGCUGAACAAGCAAAGCAAAGCAUGCAGCCACUUAUUCCCCGGUCUGCACUAUCAGAGUGUAAACACGUAAUUCCACCACAUGAUAAAAAAGAAUUGCAAAAAAUUCAUCUCUCUUCACCUAAAAUAGCAAGCUUGAGGACAGUGCAGUUGGAGAGUAUGUCUCUAAUGCACACACAAGACAAAGACGAGCAAGAAUCUCAAGAUCAUUUGUUGGAUGCGAAAUAUUUGUCAUCAGAGCAGCUAAGAAGUCCUCCCAAAUUUUCUACUGAGCAGGAUAAGCAAGAAAUGCAACCUGAUGUGCAGACAGUGCCAAGGUCAGCGACCACAGAUUCAAAGGUGACUGUUCUAUCAAACCUGCAACUAGUGUCAUCAGAUUCAUUUGUACCUUUUCGUACAUUACCUGAAAAGUCAAUAUCAAUGGCUUUUACUGAUGAUGAAGAGAAACAAAAUAUUCCAUCAUCUUUAUCAGAUGUAGUAGGCAUGCUUGGAAAGCAUUCUAACAUAGAUUCAGGUAUUUAUACUGAAGGAGAGGAUAGACAUGAUGUGCAACCGCAUUUUGCAGACCGAAAGCAUACCUCCUUAGAGCAUCUAGGAGCUGUUUCAUCAGAUCUUGUUUAUGAAACUGUGACACAAAAACCUCAGCAUUAUUCUGGUGAACAAGGCAGCCUUUUUUCAGCAGAGAUGAAGUCUGUUAGCUCUAGUUUUGAUGAAAAGCAGAAUCCAGAUAUUCCAUCUUUUGCGCUAGCUAGCUGGCUGGCAGAAGAGGUGAAAGCUCGCUCAAUUAGUCCAAUAAGAGCUACAGAAGUAGACAGGCAAGGAAUUCGACUUUCUCCAAAUGAAGCUUCUGAUUUUGGAUCAAAACAAUUCCCAGCUGGAAGUUGCACAGAACUUACAGUCCAUAGUGCUACAAAGAAUAAAGGAGAUGUGUUUAGAGUUUCUGAUUCAAUGUCAAGUGAAAUUUCCCACACAGUGUCCUCGGACACUAGUCACAGUGCACCGUCUCUGGGAGGAGAUAUUCCAGGUCCAGACAAAGUUCCAGAGCAUGAAACUAGCACUGGAAACCCUACAAAAAUGGAAGCAAUGCAACAUCCAGAGCUAGACAAAGUGUCUAAAGAACAUUACCUGAGAGGAGAAGAGGAAGAAAUGGAACGUAUGAGUGCUGUAAGAGACAGUCAGCAUGCUCCAGAGCCUACUGAACAAAAAGAUCUAUUCAAUAUAAUUUCAGAAGGUUAUGAAAUACUAAAUAUUCAUGCUCCAACACAUAUUUCUUCUGUUGAUCAAGAAGAAAGUAAACACAUGCCAGAUAGAUUAGAAUACUUGGAAACAAAUCCUUCAUUUAAAAGAAGAUUAGCUGAUGAUGGCCAUACAGCCCUAUCUUCUGGAACAACUACAGAAAUUUCAGAAAGCUCAGUAUUGGGAAAGCCUGCAAGCCAUGAACUAAAAGAAUUGGUAAAAAAUGAUGAUGUUGAGGAAACUAGAGAAACACAACAAGAAAAUCCCAUGUUGCCAGAAAACAAUAAUAAUGCAAUGUUGGAUCCUAAUAAUGGUAUGGCUGAUGUGGAUUAUUUUGAAAAAUAUACAUUGAUUGAUGACAAAUCCCCAAUUAAACCACAUUUUGAAAGACCAAGUUCAUUGUUUCCUGUGACAGAAGAUCCCAAUGAACCUGUGGAAGAAGGCACAUCUUUUAAAGAAAGCACUGAGGCAGAUACUUUGGAAGAGGAGUUUUCCUUACUUGAGGAUCUGGAUGAAGUCUUUUAUGGUACUGUGAAGGGAGAAAGCAAAAUGCAGUCCUAUGCAGAUGCUCCAAAACCUUUACCUCUGCAGAAAUCUAUUGAUAUUAGCAGUAAAAAGGUUACAAAUGUAGAAGAUGAACGGAAGUCACCAGGGACCCCACUCUUUGAUUCAGAAGAAGGAGUGCUAGAACGAUCUCUGUUGUUCCCUACCACUGUUGCCGCAGUUAAUCCAGAGCUUCUAGAGGAGCCACCUGCUCUGUCAUUUUUAUACAAGGACCUCUAUGCAGAAGCAGUAGGAGAAAAGACAAAAGAUGAGACUCCAUCUGAUGAGGAAAGUGGUAAUUCUAAUGCAUCUUUCCCUAGUAGAAAUUCAGACACAGAUGAUGGAACAGGAAUAUAUUUUGAAAAAUACAUUCUUAAAGAUGAAAUUCCAAGUAAGGCCAUAGGGCCUCAAAAGGAUCAGAUACCAGAGGAUGAAUCCUUUAGUGGAGGAAUUUCAGUUCAGAGUUCAGAGGACAAAGACAAGCAGGUGUCUGGUGAUGUUCAAUGUGUCAGAACUGAGGUUCUGACAGAAAAGAGUGUUGUGGAGAGAGAGAAAUUCCAGGUUGACAGUGACAUUCAAGCAACAAUUUGUAAACCAAUGCAUGCUAUUCCUUUUGGAAGCAAAGUAGUUCUUUCAGGUGCAAGAAGUGAUACCACUGAACAAAGAGAAGAAGAAAAUGUACCUGUAGAAACGACUGAGGAGUUGCCAGAGGAAUCAAGUCAUCAGACAUAUAGUCAACCAGUGGAUUAUCAGGGAGCUGUAUAUCCAGAAGGUGGUAAUAAGCAGGAAGAACAGCAUGACAUAACAGCAGUUCCUCAAAUGGAAAAAUGUGUUCCAUAUGUCAGGAGUCCUGUUGAAGACAAUGAAGAUGAUCAAUAUACUCAGGAAGAUCUUUCCUGUGUCCCUACCAUUCAGCAAACAGAGAAGCCAGACUUGCAAAGACAAGAGCAGCAUCCUGAGGUUUAUGAAGAUCUUGCUGAGUCAAUGGAUUAUGAUGUGAUUACACAAGAAGAACUUUUGCAAGAUGAAAUAUCAUCUCAAUUCACACACGAGGAGCUAUUAUUUGAAGAUAGGGACUCUUUUGAGCAUGCUGGUGAUAGUUAUGAAUUUAUUAAUGAGCCAGAACAAAGCACACCUGUUGAGCUUGAAGAUUCAGGUUUUGUGGUGAUGUAUCCUGAAAAAUCAGCAACAAAUAUUCCUCAAGUUGAGAGCCCACAAAGAGAACCGAAGAAAGUGCAAGCAGACACAUAUUGUUACCACUGCAAAUGCCCGAUAUCUGCUAUUGACAAGCUUUUUGGAGAACAUAAAGACCAUGAAGUCACCACACUAGAUGAUGCUGCAACCAAGAUGAAGGAUCAGUUAAGUGAAUUGCUAAUAGCAGUGGAAGAAAAGUCAAUGAAGAUUGAAGAGUUUGUGAGUGAUAUUGAAUUGUUAUUUAACUCUGUUGAGGAAAACUGUAAGAAAAAUGCAGAGUUAUUGGAAAAGCAGAAUGAAGAGAUGCUUAAGAAAGUGGUGGCACAAUAUGAUGAGAAGUCGGAGAACUUUGAGGAAGUGAAGAAGAUGAAAAUGGAGUACCUGUAUGAGCAAAUGGUUAACUUCCAGCAAACUGUUGAUUCAGCAAAGGAAACUUUGGAAACAACAGUAAAAGAAAUAGAAGAACUUGAUGGAUUUGUUUUCCUAAAUUCAUCUAAAGAAUUGAAUAAAAGGUUACUUUCUGCAAUGGAUACUACCCUCUCUUUAGAAAAGAUGCCCAGUGCUUUUUCACUGUUUGAGCACUAUGCGGACAGUCCAGGACAAAGCAACCAGCACUCCUUAAGACAUGUGGCUGUCCCACAGAGACCGACUGUUGUACCGCAGGAACCAAACUCGGCCACCAGCACCUCCAUUGCUGUCUACUGGACUGUGAAUGACGGGGAUGCCAUCGACUGCUUCCAGGUCUACUGUAUGGAGGAGCUGCAAGCCAGCAAAGAUGCGGAGGCUUUGGUAGAGGAGUACAGAGUGACGGUGAAGGAGAGCCACUGCAUUUUGGAGGACCUGGAGCCAGAUCGCUGCUACAGUGUGUGGGUCAUGGCUGUGAAUGGCACAGGCUGUAGCUUACCCAGUGAAAAAGCCAUUUUUAAAACAGCACCCGCCAUCCCCACCAUCAAGGCUGAGGACUGCACCGUGUGUUGGGACACUGCCACUGUCCGUUGGUGCGCUGGCUUGGCGUCAGCGGAGUCCUUCACCCUGGAAUACUGCCGACAGCACUCACCGGAAGGAGAGGGUCUCAG